Humulus lupulus (European hop) is the source of this 453-nucleotide messenger RNA. RefSeq lists its product as uncharacterized. The record is from RefSeq and is a predicted model, not a curated record. The transcript has a single exon. Bases 1 to 453 code for a protein of 150 amino acids. Lineage: Eukaryota; Viridiplantae; Streptophyta; Magnoliopsida; Rosales; Cannabaceae.
AUGGUGGUUAAUUCUUUCCUGUUAACCAGAGAUAACCUGGCUAAAGCUAAAAUCCUGCUGUCUAUCUCUCUUUGUCCUGUCUGUGAAGAUCAUUUGGAGAGCCAUCAGCAUCUGUUCUUCGAGUGCUGCUUAUCCAAGAGUGUUUUGUCUUUUAUCCUCUUCUGGAUUGGGUUUCCUGCCUGGGCUACUAAGUUCUCGGAUUGGACAGUUAGGCUUAGUGCUGGGAACAAUGACAGUUUUAGUUUAACUCUGAAUAUGAUACUUGCUGCAGUGGUUUAUAGUGUUUGGAGGAAUAGGAAUAGAUGCAUUUUUGAUGGGUUUUCACUGUCAGCUUAUUGUAUAGCCAAAGAGAUUAUUACUUUAGUGAAAUAUAGAUUGAAUAGUGUUCAUAGCAGGAAAGGUGUCCCUCUUUUCAAGCUCUUCUUAAGAAAGCUUCAAUUGUAUGUAAUGUGA